GUGUCAAAUGUCCUGCGCCAGCUAGCAUUGUAAACGGUGCAGUGUCCGUGGCCGACCGCAGUGUAGGAAGCACUGCAGCCUUCACGUGUGACGAAGGCUAUCGGUUGAGAGGAGAAGCACAGACUCAGUGCCAGCAAACGGGAAAUUGGAGCAAUGCUGUGCCUGCUUGCGUUGCACAGUGUCCGCCUGCAAGGUGCAGCUCAGAAGAUCGUCUUCCCUGCAGUCAGGAGGGGAUCCGGCCAAUUCACGCAUGUGCCGCAGGAGCUUUACGUAACACGGACAUCGCAAUACUUGCCCGGCUAAGACGGGACACAGAAGACUGCAGUAAUAAUCAACACGUGACCUUCAAAAUGCGUGUUCGCUCGGAGCUCUACCGCUCAGCUCGGUGCAGUUUCCUGCCAUCAACUGAUAGAUAUGAUGUCACCGUGCAGUUGAGACUGGAAGACGGCUGCCCGUGUCCGCUGGCGAAGUAUGACACAUGGUACAUGAUCACAGCCGUCUGCAAUGAACAGCAGAGGCUACUGACUCUGCAUGAUCAAAGCAUCUUCAAGCCGCGCACUGACAAAGCUCUCCGCAACCUUAUAAACCGAUGCGGGUACUCUCAGCGCUGAUGACUGCGGAAGCGUUGUACAUGUGCUGAGAAAGGAUAUGCUUUAGAUAAGUUGGUACCCAUGUACAUGUACACAAUGUAAAAGACAUGUACAUGAUUGUAUGCAUAUUGAAAGCGUGACAUGUACAUGCACCUCAGGUAUGGGAUUGCAGUAAGAAAAUUGCAAUGCACCUUAUGCUCUGCUGUUAUAGGCAUUACAGUACUGUCGGGCGCCGAAGAACGACCAGGCUAGAAAUCCAUCAAGCACAGCAUACCAAUGUAUACACGGUGACUCAUGCAACUCAGUAGUGCGCAUGGACUGUAAUACAUGUACAUGAAAAAUAUGAACGGUCUAGGCUAGGAGGCUAGGAGGCUGACCCCCAGUUCUUCGGCGACCGACAGUACUGUGCCGGUGUUUUGUUGCAGCAUAGCAACGCUGCAUGGUAUUAUUCCUAUUUGAAAGACUUGUAUGUGUCCUAACUCACCUGCACCCCCUUCUAAGUCCUCAUCAGCUUCGCUUUUAAUUGUUGACAAGUGAAUAUUAUUGUUGCAGCUCUUUAUCUUUUCGCUUUCUUCUGAUGAUGUUCUAUGCAUGGCUGUAGAUCAUGACUUGUAGUGGCCUGCAUUCCUCUUGCCUUGAUUGUUUUAUAUUGUUUCUUUUAACGUUUUUGAAGGAGGCAUUCCACUGAUCCUGCAGUGAAUAGAAA
Sycon ciliatum is the source of this 1296-nucleotide messenger RNA. RefSeq names its product E-selectin-like. Lineage: Eukaryota; Metazoa; Porifera; Calcarea; Leucosolenida; Sycettidae. Gene Ontology annotation, molecular function: serine-type endopeptidase inhibitor activity; protein binding. The record is from RefSeq and is a predicted model, not a curated record.